Molecule: messenger RNA, 3326 nt
Organism: Anneissia japonica
Lineage: Eukaryota; Metazoa; Echinodermata; Crinoidea; Comatulida; Comatulidae
Exons: 5
Coding region: 315-2543 (742 amino acids)
Source: RefSeq, a predicted model, not a curated record
GACAAUACAUAUUGUCAUACGGUAAUGGCGAACAUACUGAAUAUAACCACACUUGAAUAGGCCAUGUAGUACAAAAAGUGGUAGGACAUCAUUGGUUGGCCUUGUUCCAGAGCAUACAAAAUUUUAAAUAAGUUCCACAUGCCUGAGCGACUUUUUAAGGUAUUUUUAUUUACCUUUCCUACAUACCAUAUAUGACUAAAAUAAGCAAGAAAAGAUUUGUAAAAGUGUACAAAACAAAAUAUUUGUGGUGUCACAGUUAAACAUGCAGCCAGACGAGAAUCAAUAAAAUGCUUUGAUGACAUACAAUUUGACUUAUGGAGAACAUACUAGGAGAUCUACCAAGAGUGUCUUGGUCACACAGGAGUUAUACAGCAAAUGAGUUGGCUAAGCGGGAAGCAUCUCUUCCAAUGGUGGUGAAGACCACUGGUUGUAUACAUGGUGAUAUGUUCUACCAGGGCUGGAGUAAUGAACAAGUUUUGUACUUACACAGUGUUAAAGAACAAUUUCGAUUUUUAGCAUAUGACAACAAUGUAAAUGAAAUCAGUAUUCCAAUCAACAGUCCAGUCACAUUUUUGGAACCAUUAGGAGAUGCUGAGGUAAUCCUUGCGGAACACAUGAUACUACCACAAUAUAUCAAGAUUGACCUGCAACAUUCAAAACAUGACCUGUCCCAAUUGAUAUGCCUGACAGAGGAAGAUGAAAUUAUUCUCAAUAUCAAACGAAGAGGUUGGAUGAAAUACUUACUGGGAGUGGGUUUGUCAAAAGGUGAAGUUGGCAGUUGCAUGGAGAGCAUCCCAGUUGACUAUGAUGGAAUACAGUUCUUUGUUGCUCUUGACCUUCGAGAUGAAACCAUUGAAGACUUCCUCAAAUUUGAGAGUUGUGUAACUGAUUUGGUCAUCAGUACUCAUCAGCAUCAACUUGACAGUUACCAAGGCAACACAGAUUUCAUAAUCAAUGCUCAACCAAAUUUUAUUGAACUGCUUGAAGAAAUAAAUACUGCUAUUGAGAUUCAAGUAACUGAGAGCUCUCAUCCCCUCAGGAAUAAAAGAAAAGGCAAACGUAAGAAGCCAAAAACCAAGGACAGAAAGGAUAGCUAUGCUGAUAUCGAUAUUAGUGUGGUAAAAACCAGCAGUACCUACCAGGAUCUGACUUUAACAAGGCGCUCAUCGGAUGAAUAUGACUAUAUAGAUUCAGUUUCAGAUUCGGAUGAUGGUUAUGAAAUAAUUGAUGAAAAAUUUCAAUUAAACAAUGAUAGCCGUCAUGUAUAUGACCAGCCAUAUCAUAAUUGCAAUGAUGGUUAUCUUAUUCCAAAUGCAUAUUUUCAGGACAGUCAGACAACUAAAUUGCCAAUAGAUGGACAGGAAGAAACUAAAACUGAAUGUGAUAAGAAGGAUUUGGUUUCAAUGGAACUAGAAAAAAUUAUAAAUCAACAGCGGACAGUAGAAGACUAUAAGGGUUACUUAGUUCCAAUGAAACGGGAAAAUGUGAAAACAGAGGAUUAUAAUAACAGUUGUUUACUCUCAAUGGAACAAGGAGAAAAUGAGACGGGCAAGAAACUGAUGACAAAAUUUGGUUAUGAAACAAGAAUAAAGAAAAUGGAGAAGGCUUUACCAUCACAAGGAGAUAAGGAUUGUCUUAUUCCAACAAAACACAAAGAAAACAUUAAGAAACAAACGUAUAUGACUUCAGAAGAAAAUAAACACGAUAUAAUUCCAAUGAAACAAGAAGUAGAUGCAGAGAACAAAAAACAAAAAACUGCAGAGGUUCCAAUGAAUGAAAAAUUAGAAAAGAAAAUUCUAAAAAAAACUGAGAAAAAACACUCAUCAGAAAGUAUUCAACAUAAAUCACAGCAAGAUUAUGAUAAAAACAAGCCAAAUCCAUUUGUACAUCCACUAUCACAGGGCCAAGAUACUGGUCUAGAAAGAGUUCAAGAUCUAAAGAAGUUAUAUAAACAAACUGCAAAUGAUGUUAUGAAAGUUUUGCCACAAAGUUAUAAAGAACAACAAUCAUUUAACUCAGAAAAUGACAUAAUUCUUAAAAGCACGAAAUUAAAAACAAUUUUGCCUACAAAAACGAACACAAUCAGUCAUAAACAACCACAAUCACAUAACAUAACUUCUCAAAGUAGGAUAUUAAAGCCGAUUAUGCCUUUGCCUAGAAAAACAGAUACAGUAAGUAGGAAGUUAGUAGUAAGUGGAAGCCUCGAGUCAAUUCAAAGUGAAAUAUCUACUCAUAGCAGUAAGUCUAUAGAGGGCAAUAUUUCCACUAAUAGUGAACACAAUGGCGUCAAAAAAUGCAAUGUCCUCACUCACUGUGAAGAAAUAGUGGGAAACAAGCAUAAAAGUGAUGCCAAAACACCUGCGAGACCAAAGGUAGCACCGAAACCCUGUAAGACAAAACCUGCGAGACCAAAGGUAGCACCGAAACCCUGUAAGACAAAGCACUUUCUGGGCUAUGAACUUACCUCUCACAAAACGGAAGACAUAAAAAGCAGUAAAAUAACUGUUAAACCUUCAGUACCACCCAAACCUUGUAAGAAAUAAUCAAUGUGGUCCAAUUAAUGGUCAUAUCCAACAACGUUGAGAUAAGUCAACAUGUUGGAUGGGGGAAGGGGAAGGGCGGCACUGAGCAUUGUGGAGAGGGGUUUCGGGUGCACCAUUUACUCCCAGAUGGAUUUUCAGCAAUUUUCAGGCACUUUCUUUUUAAUCUGUCUCAAAACUAUAAAAAUUACUGACAGACCCUGAGUUUUCUAUAUUCUAAACAGUUGUCUGUCUGUGGUUAAUGUAAGGCAAUACUUGUUUAUACCUUGUUUCACAAACUAAUUUUUUUAAAGGUUGUCAGGGAAGCGUGGAAAAAUAAUAAAAUUUUGUUUUCGUAUUUAGCAAAUAGUUUUGCCCAAAACAUUCAGAUGGAGGAGAAAAUAAAAAUAAAAUUUUAUAGGUGCAUGUAAACAGUGAAGUAAUGGAAUGGUUAAAUGCUUUAAAUUAUAUAAUUAGGAAGAAAUACACAUAUCUUGUUCUUGGAGAUUUCAAGACAGUGGCAUGCGAAAUUAAAAAAAAAAAAUUUUUCUGAAAUUUAUUUUCUUUUUUAUGGUGGUGGGUGCACUAAUUAGCCUAAAACAAAAUAUUAUUUUUAUUCAAAAUUAUCGUCAUUAGCGGAAGACGUGUUCGCUAAAAAGGUAUAAAAAAAGUUGCUGGACUUGUCAGUAUAGUUAACUUGGAAAAAAUUGAAUAAACCUAAAGAAAUUCCAAACCCUGCAAUAAGACGACUAACAGAAAGCUAAAGAGGAAGAUCAGCUUUUAUAUUUAUCUUUAGCCAAAAAAAUA